Salvia hispanica is the source of this 490-nucleotide messenger RNA. The record is from RefSeq and is a predicted model, not a curated record. NCBI's taxonomy places the organism in Eukaryota, Viridiplantae, Streptophyta, Magnoliopsida, Lamiales, Lamiaceae.
UGCACUGAGCACAACGCUUUGAAUGCUUCAAUUGUAGAAAUGGAGGUAGAUGGGCUAAAAGUGGAGGAAGCGCACUUCCGAGGGAGGAAAUUGCACGGAACCACUGUUGCUCUUCCACGUGGCUAUUCUGGUUUCAUCCUAGGAAAGAAAGGUCAUGAUCAAGGGAAUAAUGGCACGAAUUCGCAGUGCUGGGAGACAGCUGCGACUUUUGAAGAUAUCACGAUCUGGAAUCAUGACGCAAUCCCUUCAAAAGAUGAUGCAUUCUUGCGCGCCUUUCAUUGGUUUACCGCUGCCAAUGCUCUGCAUCAAACUGUAACUGCUGAAGAUCUGGAAUCCGCGUGCGUUGAUUAGGAGCUGGAGCUGGUUUGAUUUUUCUUAGCUAAAUAUAGAUUAUAGUGACAACUUGACUAGGCAGGAAUGUGCUUUCAAUUUGUCUAUGCCUUACAGUAUGCACAAUAUGAUUCUCCAUCAAUAAUUGCUGUGUUAAAUA